Verruconis gallopava is the source of this 1216-nucleotide messenger RNA. RefSeq lists its product as uncharacterized. The record is from RefSeq and is a predicted model, not a curated record. Bases 281 to 1039 code for a protein of 252 amino acids. The transcript is spliced from 2 exons. NCBI's taxonomy places the organism in Eukaryota, Fungi, Ascomycota, Dothideomycetes, Venturiales, Sympoventuriaceae.
CCACCCCUUUAGUUCUAUUUUCUGCCGCGCCUCCACACGUUCAUAUCAAAUUUGCCGAUUUCCAUCCAAAGAAGAUCAUUUAGCCCAAAUCAGAGCCUUGCAAAAGAGCCUCAACCUUAUCUGGAUUUGGCCUACGUGUUUGAAUCAAGUGGCCUGAAACGCCACACCCAUUUCCAAGCAGCCACUUAUCGUCUGACCCCACCGGGUAACUUGGAGUCCAUUAACCUUGAAAAACUCUGCCCUAUCACCAAGCUUUUAUUCUCAAGGCUGGAGUUUCGCAAUGACUCAAUGUGUAGCUUGCCAUCAGCCACUUGAAGUCGAAAUAGAGCUCUCUGACGAUGAUGAGAAUGUGCAAAUGAGCGAGUCCAGCAUUGGUCCGACCAGGCGUACAGUCCCAGAUGAUGUCUACUUGUACUGUGGCUGCCACUUCCAUUGGCAAUGUCUGUUGGACUCAUAUCAAUUGAAUGACUGUCCAAACUGUCACAAGACGCUAAUCACUACUAAUGACAGUAACGAGCAACGGCUUCUGUGCAAUCUAAGCAACGAGGGCGGACUGCAAGAGAACUUGGACAUAUUACCGCUGUUGACUGAAGAGAGCUAUCUGAGGGCCUACCCAGAGGAACGAAAAGCGCGCGCAUUCUUAGAGUUCUGCCGCGAGGGCGAUCUCCAGGCCAUCGUUGACAUGCUACGUCCCGAUUCGGAUGAUGAAGACCAAGACCAAGUCCAUAACCUUGACUUUCUGUGGUAUCAAGAUCCAAUAGGUGAUAUGCAGUCUGGCCUUCAUGCGGCUGUGUCUGGUGGUAGUCGAGAGGUGGCGUGGUUACUUCUAUUGUUGGCCUCGAACUUAGAUAUGACACAGUUCCCUCCCGAAGUGCUUCAGGAAGCAUCUCUGCUUGGCAUCACGAGAUGUGACAUGAAUGGCAAAGUUGAUAUCAGAACUAUGAGAGAUGCCCAAGGGUACACGGCAGAGGAGCUGGCCCAAAAGCUGGGUGGCGUGUGGCACGGUUGGGCGGGCACCGGGAGGCUUGCUGUGUCGUGAGAUUAGAAGGGUGAUAAUGUCUGCCAAGAAGAUUUUCUGGGAGUCAACAACGGGAAAGCUAAUUGUGCGAUAAAUUAUGUCAAAUACUGGGAAAAUCGGGACUACUUUCGAUGUAAAAAGUGGGCCGGUGAAUUGACGAUUUAUAAAUUUCCACCUGGCCGAGAACUUCAACAUUCG